This is a messenger RNA of Drosophila sulfurigaster albostrigata, 1958 nucleotides long. RefSeq names its product transmembrane protein 231. The transcript has a single exon. Gene Ontology annotation, biological process: cilium assembly; regulation of protein localization. The record is from RefSeq and is a predicted model, not a curated record. Gene Ontology annotation, cellular component: ciliary transition zone; ciliary membrane. Lineage: Eukaryota; Metazoa; Arthropoda; Insecta; Diptera; Drosophilidae. The coding region runs from base 156 to 1139 and encodes 327 amino acids.
UCACCGCAAAAGCUGGUUGCUACAACCAACAGAUGGCGCCAGCUACCAACUAUCGUUGCCCGGCAACCAUUUGAAUUAAUCAAAGCAUAAACACAGUGACAGGUUAAAGCCUUUUUGCACUGACAGCGAAAAAUUGUGGAAAAUAAAUAUAUAUUAUGAAAUUUAUACCGCUGCAUACCACAAAUACGGCUAUAGUGUACAAGAAUUCGCUAUGCUCGCUGGCAUCACUGUUGGUUGUCGUCUUCAUCGCCUUGUCGGUCAUGCUGCCGGUUCUUUUGGUCUCCCUGCUCAGCCCCUACUCGGGCAUCUCGGAGUCACGUGUGCUCUACGAACAGCCCAACGUGCAGUUCAAAUAUCAAUACGUCUUUGUGGCCAACCUGGCAACCACAAAUGAGGCAUCUUCCUCGCCUGGCUUUGUGGCCUGCAGCAGCUUUGGCAACUUUAAUGCGCGCACACAAAACUACUCGGGCAACUGUGAGGCGAGUAAGUAUUGGACACAAGAUCUGGAUCGUGAUACGGUCACAGAUCGUCUACACUUUCGUCUGGAACUGAGUGAGCUGCCCACCGACCUGACUAAGUUUGAUCUGCUGCUCUUCUUCGAGGCUCAACUGCGACACAAGUGUGUCUUAACUCCGCCAGCUGUGCUUGCCCAUCAAUUGCAAUUGCCGCAAUCAGCACGGAUGCAAAACGGACACAUCCUGCUCAAGGGUGAACUGAAGCUGAAGCAAUACGUGGAGUUCACCUGUCCCUUUCCGGGCCGCAACAUUCAGACGCACUUUCGUCAGGUGCAGCUGGACAGCAAUUCAAGUCAUGCGAACAUUGCGCAAUACAAAAUGGAAUCGUUGCUCGGCCAGGUCAAGGCCAAUCCUGCCUACUUUCAGCUGGUGGUGCAAGAGACGUACUUCAAGCCAACGGCGCCACGUCUCGAGCCCGGUUUAAUCAUCGAACUGGAGGUGGAUGUGCUGCAAGUGCCUGCGCGUUAUCACUUGAGCAUUUGGGAGCGUUUGGGACAAUUCUGGUUGUAUUUCGCCUCAUUUUUCGGCAUCUCCUUCUACAUUAUGAACAAACUGAAGGAUUUUCUAUUCGGUCGUCAUAUCAUACGCUCCUGGGAGAUUAUACCCUGGAAGAAACUCUACUGACAUCAGUCGGGCGCCAUACUGGAGAUGGACAACUUCUCCAUUGGCGAAUGAAGGAAUGGAGAAGACGCUUGUCAUUAUUUCAGUCAAUGUUUAAAUUAAAUAACAAUUAUACAAUGAAUUUAAAAACUUGUAAGCCAGGUUCAGUAUGGGGAGUAGAAAGCGGAAGACUUCUUUCUCUACUUGUCGCGACUAUUCGACAUGAGCGCUAGAUUGCCGAAAGCUGACGCAGUUGAAGGCUCUGGUGUGGGAUCGUAGGCUCGGUUAUCUUCCAGCACAAUGGUGGUGCGUGGGUAAUGAUCCAAUUGCACAAACAAAUAGCGAAACUCCUGUUUGCCCGUCGAGUUCUGCAAAAACAAGAAAACAAAAGAUUUAUAUAGAAUAUGCAGAAGUUAGCAAUGGAUACUGGUCAAACUAAGAGAGAUUCUAAAAGAUGCUUAAUCUUAUUGAAAUCAAUGAAGAACAUAUAUUCAAAUGGUCGCUAUUAAUUACAGCAUUACUUUAGUAUCUCUCCUAGCUUGAUCAAAAUUUAAAAUUCUGUCUGAAAACUGGGAUUCUUGAAACGCACCCGUCGCGACUCCAGUUGCACGGUGGCCUUAUUGCGUAGUCCCUGGACAUAGAAUUGCAUACGCAUGUGUGGUACACCGUUACGAUCGAAGCUGUUGUGUGCCACAUGCUGACGACGUCCACGGCGCGACGUCUCUCCGAAUCCUUUGAUCGGAGCACCCAGUGAAUCCUGCACACGCGGAUCGUCGACGACACGUUUCAGCGCAGUGGCAUAAAUGUUGCAGGAACUUUCCUUGGAGAAGAGCUCACGGAAAA